AUGAGGCGCUUUCAGCUGCUGAGGAAGUUGCCUUUCCUCUGGUCACAGAGAGCCGGCGCGCAGGAUGGAGAAACCCGCUUACUUAUACCAAAGGGAGAGAGCGAUGAUGGUCCGGCAACAGGUGCCUCUGUGUACCAGGGGACUGAAACCGGGGACUCCGACAGACCCGGCGAGGCUGAGGGCCAGAAGGACGGGCCGCCUGACGCACCCUCCUCCGGGCCACGCAGGCCCCCCGACACCCUCGGCGACUACCUCCUCAAGCUGGUCCUGCUCACCUGCAACCUGGUGUUCACGGCCUUCGGCCUGUCGCUGCUCGGCCUGGGCCUGUGGGGCCUCGUCAACAAGGAGUCCUUCGCCCAGGAGCGCAUCGGGCAGAUCGGCACCGACCCCAUGCUGCUGUUCCUGCUGCUGGGCCUGCUGAUGUCGCUGACGUGCGUGACGGGCUGCGUGGGCGCGCUGCGCGAGAACUACUGCCUGCUGCGCGUCUUCUCGGCCAUGGUGCUCACCAUGGUGGCGGCGCAGGUGCUGGCGGCCAUCUUGGCCUACAGCCUGCAGGACAAGAUCGUGGGCGUGCUGCGCUCCGGCAUGCUGCUGGCCAUGGCGCGCUACCAGGACGACCUGGACAUGAGGUUCAUCACCGACGAGAUCCAGACGGGCCUGCAGUGCUGCGGAGCGGACAACUACCGGGACUGGGAGGUCAACGUGUACUUUAACUGCUCGGCCCCUGGCAUGCAGGCGUGUGGAGUUCCGGCCUCGUGUUGCCUGGACCCUCUGGAGAACGGCACCGUGUGGAACUCGCAGUGCGGCUUUCGGGCCCUGGAGCUGGGCGAGUUCACAGCCCAGAGCGUCAUCUUCCUCGGAGGCUGCCUGGGCUCCAUGGCCCGCUGGAUCGAGCAGCACAACGGACUCAUCGGCACAGUGGCCGUGGCGCUGCUCCUCGUGCAGGUCCUCGUGCUGUUCGUCACCACCAGGCUAAUGGAUAAGAUACACUGGAACAGGGCAGUGACUCAGCACUAUGCUCAGGUCUCCAGGACAUGA
This is a messenger RNA of Sardina pilchardus (European sardine), 1038 nucleotides long. RefSeq names its product tetraspanin 10 (gene tspan10). The record is from RefSeq and is a predicted model, not a curated record. The transcript is spliced from 3 exons. Bases 1 to 1038 code for a protein of 345 amino acids. Gene Ontology annotation, cellular component: plasma membrane. Lineage: Eukaryota; Metazoa; Chordata; Actinopteri; Clupeiformes; Clupeidae.